GAUGCUGUCCGUGAAUCAUGCCGCAACAGGAAUUUGUAGAGCCUGUUUGUGAGUCCCUUGAUGGCACUCUUGCCUCACCUCUUAACAUUCUACACUUCGUCAGUCGGACCAGGACCUUCAGAUGCCAGCUAAGAACACUGUUGACGCCCUGCGGAUAGGUUUGAAGGUUCCGUCGACAAUUUCUCUCGGCGCAUCGUAGUCUAUGGUUCAGGCAAUCUCCGGGAGACGGCUUGAUGCCUUUUCUGAUUGAUCAGGAGCCUGGCGCCUGGCCUGAUGACCAGAAUUCACAGCACGAGCAAACAUGACAGGCGAAGCAUCCUCAGGCUCCUGUGCCUGUUCAUCCUCGCCGUAUGCUGCCGUCCAGCCACCGCCAGACCUCCUGCAGACAAUGCACUUAUCAGCAGCAGCAGCAGCGGCAGCGGGAGCAGCAAGAGGGGGGCACUGGCUGCCGCAGAGCACUCCACUUAUGGUAACGCUGCCGAUCGGAGCGGCGGCAGCAGCAGCAGCAAGACCAGCAGCAGGAGGGGCACACUGUCUGCGGCAGAGCACUCCACUUAUGGUGGUGCUGCCGAACACAGCAGCGGAGGCCGCUGGUCAGCAGCGCAGGGUCUGCUGCGGCUGAGGGCAGGUCCGGGAAGAAGGAAGCGCUCCCAGUGGGCAGCACUGGACAGCCUACUAGACCGCUAUGCAGAGAGGCACAAGCGCUGCCUCUUUGACCAGACAUACAAGGGACAGUACGUCAUCGUCAGCAUGGGCGACUCGUUUUCAGGGCUGGGCAACCGGAUGCUGUCAGUGGUGACGGGGAUGCUCAUGGCGCUGAUGACUCAGCGGUGCUUCUUCCUGCGCCACGACACCUACCUCAGGGACUUCAGGAAUUCCAUGGGCCUGGACAUGCGUUGGUGGGAGCACGAGGCGGGGCUGCAGCGCUGGGGGCGGCACAAUCUCACAACCCUGAUCUUGGGGCCGCGUUCGAUUUGGGCCAUGUCCCCUACGGACCCCUUGUACAUUACGGGGGACCUUCAGCAGCUGUGGGGGGGGCACGAUGCGGUCGACAUCCACUACGACAACGAUUACCUCGUGCCGCUGCUGCUCAGCAACCCGAACUACCGCGCGUUCUUUGACCGCUUUUUCCCCAGCCGCGAGAUUUUCCACCCCCUGGGCCGCUUCUUGUUUAAUCUCCACCCUCGGCACGAGGCUGCCGCCCAUGCUUUUCGAGCGUCCAAGUUUGGCGCGUUCACUGUGGGGCUCCAGAUAAGAACGCAGAAGCCACUCGGCGCCGGCCUCGCGGACCCGUCGAUUGGUCAUUUCUGCUCGCUUGCGCGGGCCGUGCAGCUCAAGCACGGGUUGCCGGACGACCGAGUGAAAUAUUUUGUUGCGACGGAUUCGGAAGAUGCGCUUGAGGGGGUGAGGAAAUCGCUGGGAGCGGAUAGGGUGGUUAACACGGAUGGAGGGGGCGUGAGGGGAGGGGAGGGUACGCAGGCCGGCAAUCCCGGCUCGGAGGAGUCAGCAGUGCUGGACAUGCGGUUACUAAGCAUGACUGAUGCUCUGAUUGUCACCUCUGCAUCGUCGUUCGGGUAUGUGGCGGCUGCGUGGGGUGGUAUUGUUCCGAUCCAUGUGCUGCACCGGGGAGACAAGCCAUCAAUGUUGAACCCGUACUUUUACACACCUCUCAACUCGGAGCCCUGCUACUGGGGAGCGCACCGUUAUUUUUUGACCAAGGCGCCAAAGGAGGCCGUGGACCUUUUGAGGGACAACCCCAUGUGGAUGCAAUAUGCCCACUGCCAGGGGCGCGAAUUGGCAGGCGAGGGAGAUAGUGCAGUGGGCGAUGGCGCGUUUGCAGCGCUGGGGAUCGGUGUCAGAAUUGGUGGCAGCCCGGGAAGGCGCGGCAGGACCCCCUGCGGAGGGGGUGAUGCCCCCAGCCCGGCGCGGCGCGGCGGCUGCGCGCCGAAUGGGCCCGGCACCGGCGCCUGA
Molecule: messenger RNA, 1971 nt
Organism: Coccomyxa subellipsoidea C-169
Lineage: Eukaryota; Viridiplantae; Chlorophyta; Trebouxiophyceae; Coccomyxaceae
Exons: 5
Coding region: 274-1971 (565 amino acids)
Biological process (GO): cell wall biogenesis
Cellular component (GO): membrane
Molecular function (GO): galactoside 2-alpha-L-fucosyltransferase activity
Source: RefSeq, a predicted model, not a curated record